Molecule: messenger RNA, 2007 nt
Organism: Hevea brasiliensis (rubber tree)
Lineage: Eukaryota; Viridiplantae; Streptophyta; Magnoliopsida; Malpighiales; Euphorbiaceae
Product: phosphomethylethanolamine N-methyltransferase
Exons: 12
Coding region: 270-1742 (490 amino acids)
Biological process (GO): phosphatidylcholine biosynthetic process
Molecular function (GO): phosphoethanolamine N-methyltransferase activity
Source: RefSeq, a predicted model, not a curated record
AUGCCAAAGUUUCAGCAACCGAUACAAACCAAUCCCAAAACUCAGCGGAAGAGCCCCAUCCUCCUGCAUUGCAGAUUUGGUGAUGCAACAGAAAGGCAGAGUUUUUAACCGCAGAUCCAGGAGCUUUUCUAGAUCUCGUGUUGCCGUAGAGGGCUGUUAGAACCCUUUCUUGCUUGUCUCAUUUCCUUGCCCUUUGCCUUUAGAACUUCAAAUCUAGACCUCGCUUCUUGCAUUUCCUACUCGAAUUUUAAUCUUUCUUGAUUUGAAGAAUGGCUGCUCAUGUUGAAGAGCGUGAGGUUCAGAAGAACUAUUGGAUCGAGCACUCUGCCAAUUUGACGGUGGAGGCAAUGAUGCUUGACUCCAAGGCCUCUGAUCUUGACAAAGAAGAACGUCCCGAGGUGCUUUCUCUGCUCCCAUCAUACGAAGGAAAAUCAGUUUUGGAGUUUGGAGCUGGUAUUGGUCGUUUCACUGGGGAAUUAGCGCAGAAAGCUGGGCAGCUUGUUGCCGUGGACUUCAUUGAGAGCGUGAUAAAGAAGAAUGAAAGCAUUAAUGGACACCACAAGAAUGUCAAGUUUAUGUGUGCUGAUGUGACAUCCCCUGACUUGAAAUUUUCAGAAGGAUCAGUGGAUUUAAUAUUCUCAAAUUGGCUUCUUAUGUAUCUCUCAGAUAAAGAGGUAGAGAAUCUGGCGGAAAGGAUGGUCAAAUGGUUAAAGGUUGGCGGGUAUAUUUUUUUCAGAGAGUCUUGUUUCCAUCAAUCUGGAGAUAGUAAGCGAAAAUACAACCCAACUCAUUACCGGGAGCCCAGAUUUUACACAAAGGUCUUUAAAGAGUGCCAUACCCAUGAUGGUUCUGGAAAUUCUUAUGAACUCACUCUUAUUGGCUGCAAAUGCAUUGGAGCUUAUGUGAGGAAUAAGAAGAAUCAAAAUCAGAUAUGUUGGAUAUGGCAGAAAGUAAGUUCACAAGAUGAUAAGGGGUUCCAGCAGUUCUUGGAUAAUGUUCAAUAUAAAUGUAAUGGCAUCCUACGCUAUGAGCGUGUCUUUGGAAAAGGUUUUGUAAGCACAGGAGGAAUUGAAACAACUAAAGAAUUUGUGGCAAAGCUGGAUCUUAAGCCUGGCCAGAAAGUCCUAGAUGUUGGAUGUGGUAUUGGAGGAGGUGACUUUUACAUGGCUGAGAACUUUGAUGUGGAAGUUAUUGGCAUUGACCUCUCAAUUAAUAUGAUAUCUAUUGCUCUUGAAUCUGCCAUUGGACUCAAAUGCAAUGUUGAGUUUGAAGUUGCUGAUUGCACAAAGAAGACAUAUCCUGAUAACACAUUUGAUGUUAUCUACAGCCGUGACACCAUUCUGCACAUUCAAGACAAACCUGCAUUGUUUAAAUCAUUCUUCAAGUGGUUGAAGCCUGGAGGUAAAGUUCUUAUAAGUGAUUAUUGCAAGAAUGCUGGAACUCCAUCGCCAGAAUUUUCGGAGUAUAUUAAGCAGAGAGGAUAUGAUCUUCAUGAUGUAAAAGCAUAUGGGCAGAUGCUUAGGGAUGCUGGUUUUGAUGAUGUGAUUGCAGAGGACAGAACUGAUCAGUUUAAUCAAGUUCUGCAACAGGAAUUAAAUGCUGUCGAGAAGGAGAAGGAUGAAUUCAUCCAAGACUUUUCUGAAGAGGACUAUAAUGAUAUAGUCGGUGGAUGGAAGGCAAAGUUGAUUAGGAGCUCAUCCGGUGAGCAGCGAUGGGGCCUGUUUAUUGCAAAGAAAAAAUGAGUAUCACAUGCACUACUUCUAAAGCAUUGAAUAAAUUUCUGAGCAAUGAACCAUCAACCUUUGAUGAUUGUAUGACUCAAGCCUAUGCUUGAACUUAAAUUAUUCUAGCAUUUUUAUGUCUUUUUUUUUUUUAUUACAUAUGUUGGGGGAGGGGGUAGUCGUACCUGAGUCUCUUAAGUUCAACAUAUAUGCAGCUAUCACUGGGCUAUAACUAUUGCUGCAACAUUUUCAUGUCUUAAUAAAACUACCUUUCAUUUGGACCUAA